GCACCAGUCAAACCGGGGAAAAACUGUGUUGACCGGGUGACGGAUCGGGGACGGGCAAACCCGAAGAGUUGACGGAGCGGUGAUGGAUUCAUCACUAUCCGCCCCGUAACCGCCCGAGUACAUCACUACUCCAACAAAGCUAGAGGCAGACCAACUGCAGCCGUCGAAGAGGCAGACCAACUGCUGCCACAGAGAUCAACUGCAGCCGUCGAAGACUGAAGAUCCUUCAGAUCCUGGCCUGCGAUUCUUCGUCUCCCUGUAGCGGGUAUGUGAAUAGCCAUGCGAUUCUCCCUCUCCUCGAUUCUCCCACUCCUCGACUCGGAUCUAUGAUGCCGAAGCGACGGCGACGGUGGAAACAGAAAUCUGACGGCGGCGGCGAUGGAAGAAUGGGAUCUGACAAGCGGAUCUGCUAUCGCCACUCUGAUCCCUGCCUCUUUCUGUCUUCUCCUCUCUUCUGCCCCAACAAUGGUUGGUGUUGCAGCGAUGAUCUGGAGCUUCGCGACAGUGGAAGAAUGGCGAAGUCCGGGUUUGCGGGGUUUCGGGUAAAAUCCGUACCCGGAGUCGGGCGGGUGGCGGUGGAAUUUUUGCCCCCGAGAGUGCGGGUGUGGAUGGUUUCUCCGACCCGAGGAGGUCUCCCGGGCGGGGUGCGGAUGCUGGGAAACCGUCCCCGAUCCGCCCCGUUGCCAACCCUAGAGAAAUGGGGUGAACUACACCAAGUCACCAAUAGAAGCAUUGGUUUUGACUUUUGACCUUUGAAGAUCACCUUAGGGAAUUGGAUUAGAUUAAUUAAUUAUUAAACACAGCUGGGUAGGUGCUAGGAAUGGCAAUGGGCAGGUCCGGGGCGGGUUUCUUGGUACCCAGACCCGUCCCGUGACAGGUCGGGUAAUUUAUGAUGGGUCGCAGGUCGGGGCAGGUCGACCCAAUUGGUAUGCAAUUUAUAUGAAAAACAUUAGAAAUAUUCGUUGUUUUUAUUAUAAGACCAAGAAAACAAACAAAUUUUUGAUAAAUGUAGUUAAAUUAUUAGAGAAAUUGAGGUUUUCACUAAUUUACAACAUUAUUAUAGCUAAAUUAUGAUGUAUUAAAAGAAAAAUCUUAAGUAAAUUGACUAAGAUUACAUGUAAUUUAGGCAAGAACGGGUCGAGAAUGGGGCGGGCUAUGGCAGGUCGGGUCGAUGAUAGUACCCAUGCCCGCCCCGCCCCGCCUACAAAGCGGGUCGGACCGCCCCAAAACAGGCCGAACAGGUCGGGUAAAACGGGUCAGGUCGAAAUUGUCAUCCCUAGGUGCUCUACUAUCAUAAGUCUAUGGACCUUUCUAAGGAACUCUAAACCCAUACCAAAUGGGUUCCCCCAACUCUCUUGGCCCAGUUUCCAAGCCCAAAGCAUGUAUGGCCCUAAACCCAUUUCCUUCUUGCUAGGUUGUUAUCCGAAGUCCAAAGUCCAAACCCACCCCGACAGAACAACCACCAAAGCAUACGAUGGAGUACAGCAAACAACACGAUUUUUCUUCCACAAAGAUUGCUUUGUUGUUUUUUCCCAAGCUGCUAGAUCUCAAUACCCCACUCCAUUGACCAAAACUCCAGAUCCUAUAAACAACAGAGACAAUUAACAAACAUUGAAUCUCAGAAAGCCACUGAGAUUAUGAAACCAAAGAAAGCAAAAGCAAAGCCAAAUUUGAUAGCUACAAGCACCUAGCACAGCUUGAAAUAAUGCUUUCCUAUCCUUUAAAUCAGCAGGAGAUAAAGCCAUCCAGCCAGCCAUGUGAGAAGCAUAUAUGUGAUAAUAAUGUGUACAGAUGAAAGGUAUAACCAACAACAAGAUCUUCAAUCCACAACCACUCAGGAUCCUCUUAGUAUUGUAGUGUGUAGGGAUCCAUUUUUUGUCAAAAGAAGAUGACCUUGGAUUCGUGUGUUUCCACAUGCACUAAAAAUUGGCUUGUCUACUCUUCCCACUAUCUGUUUGAAUUUUCUCUCCCUCACCGUCCAUUAGUUCGUCGAUUUUCUUCAUAUUAGUGCAACAAAAAACACAUAAAGAUGUUAUUUAUUA
Linum trigynum is the source of this 2042-nucleotide messenger RNA. The record is from the annotation of a GenBank genome assembly. Lineage: Eukaryota; Viridiplantae; Streptophyta; Magnoliopsida; Malpighiales; Linaceae.